GCCACUGCUGGUGCUUGACACAAAGCCAUCACUCAACCCGUCAAUCCUUUUUGUUCUUGUUUUGCAGAAUACAGCCACGAUGCCCAAGUUCUUCUGCGAUUACUGCGAUGUCUACCUCACGCACGACUCCAUGUCGGUGCGCAAAGCACACAACAGCGGCCGAAACCACCUGCGCAACGUGGUAGACUAUUACCAGCAAAUCGGCCACGAAAAAGCCCAAUCCGUCAUCGAUUCCAUCACCUCUUCCUAUGCCGCCGAGGGCCAGGCCCACGCGAACCCGAUGCUUCUUCAGAACCAGCCCGGCCAUGCGUUCCCGCCGUUUGGCUUCCCUGGUGGUGUCCCUCCGCCCUUCCCCGGUAUGCCUGGAGCGCCUCCCGGGCAGUUUCCUCAAGGUCUCCCUCCUCCUCCUGGUGGCCGCGGCAUGCCUCCUUUCCCACCUGGCCCUAACGGAAUGCCUCCGAUCCCUCCUCCCAAUGGCCUCCCUUUCCCACCACCCGGUGGCCUUCCCUUCCCUCCUCCAGGCGCACCCAGCGCUCCUGGUCUCCCUCCGCCAAACUUCCCCGGCAUGCCUGCGCCGGGACAGCACGCGUUUCCUCCUCCCGGAGGCUUGCCGCCCCCUGGAUUUCCCGCUGGCGGACCUCCUCCUCCCGGACAAGACAGGCGGUAAUGAGAUGGGGCUGGAAAUGUUUUGGGUUUCUUAGGUCGAGAUGCUAUAUCUAUGUAUGAUAUGAAUCACGGGUAAUAAUUGGCGCUCGAGGCGUUCUUGCGUUUUCUGGGAACGUUUUCCCUUUUUUGCUUUUGCAAUGAAAGCACAUAAACCGGUUCCAAUAGAUUGAAGAUUGAAGCUAUCAGAAUAUAUAUCAGUUUAGCUGAAAAGGCUCAAUGUAUCGAACGUACAUGCACAGCAAGAUAUCAUCUAG
Trichoderma asperellum CBS 433.97 is the source of this 920-nucleotide messenger RNA. The record is from RefSeq and is a predicted model, not a curated record. NCBI's taxonomy places the organism in Eukaryota, Fungi, Ascomycota, Sordariomycetes, Hypocreales, Hypocreaceae.